GUGACACCUCCCAAUCUGGCUCGUGAAUUUGUCUUUUGGUACCGUUUCUAAGACUGGGGAAUUACAACGGCGUCUAUGACUGGAUAUCCCCCUUCAUUUAACAAAUUCUUCAUUUCCUUCAUGCAUCAAUGUCUGGGUGGUCUCAGCUCCCUCCAGAUCUUAUAGACCUAAUCGCCAGACACAUAAGUUCUGAAAUCGAUUUCAUCCGCUUCCGUUCCGUCUGCUCUUCCUGGCGAUUCUCUGUCCCGGAGACACCCUACCGCUCUUACCCGACCCGCUUUCCUGUUAUUCCAAAUGACGGAAUCUCUGAUGCUAGUUGGGGCUUUAAGCUCUCAAGGCGCACCAUUUACUUGAUCCGAUCACCCGGAGAUCAUGACAGAACCGCCUCCGCAUCCAAUUCCUGGAUUGUUAAACUCGGUUCUGAUUCCCCCCACCGAUUGCGAUUGCUGAAUCCUCUUUCCAGAUCUCAUUUGAAGCCACUCCCUUCGGAUUUCCCCAAAUGUGUUGAUAUCUCGCGAUACCCCAUUCUCGAAUUGGGGCAAGAGUACGCUCUUCACUUCAUAAACUACAGACCUUUGGCUAAUUCAGUUGGUGAGGCUGGCAAUUUGUAUAUGGAGAAGGUCGCCUUGUGUCCGGAUAAACACUCGUCAGGGUUCGUGCUUUUAACCAUUCAUGUUUCCGGGAGAUUGGUUGUUUAUAGAUCGGGUGCUUCGAACUGGACAGUCAUCAACGACCUGAGUUCACCCUACGAUGACGUGAUCACCAAAGAUGGUCGCUUUUAUGCAGUUGAUAAUACUGGUAGGACUGUGGUUUUUAAUAUGGACUCCAUGGAUUUUAGUGACAUUGCGAAACCUGUUUUUGGGGGAGACAAGAAAUUCCUGGUGGAAUCUUGUGGAGACUUGUUAAUGGUUGAUAAGUACUUAACUGUGGGGCCCAAGGAUGAUCUCGGAUACAGUGAAGAGUUUGAAUUCUACGAAGAGCUCGAUUGUUUCAUGAACGAGAGAACUCUGAAGUUUAAGGUUUAUAAAUUGGAUGAAGAAGGGCAUCAAUGGGUUAAGGUUUCAAGUUUGAAGGACAGGAUACUCUUCUUGGGAGAAAAUUGCACAUUUUCUGCUUUGGUCUCUGACCUUAAUUCUGAAUGCAAAGGGAACUGUAUAUUGUUUGCAGAUCUCUUAUUGUACGACAAGGAUGAAGAAGAUGAAGGAGGAGGUGUGUGGACGUUUCAUGGUAUAGGCAUGUCUGACUUAGAAAGUGGCAACAUUGGUCCUAUUAGUAGUAAUGCUGGUUAUUCUGAGCUUUUUUGGCCUCCUCCUCCUUGGAUCUCAUCUACUUCAGAUAUUGAAAAGGAGAUGGACCAAUUGGGUAUUUGAAUUUGUUUAGUCAAAAUAAGAUGUGAAGAGAUAUGUGCUCACCAAGCUGAUUCGAUGGACAGUCAUGAAGUAAUUCCAGUUCAUGAUUUUACGAACUAGUGAAAAUGUGCGUGUUUAUUCCAGUUCAUAUAUCCCUACUCUUUUAUUGGGGAUGUAUGCAUUCCCUUAUGUAAUUGGAGUUGGUGAACUUAAUUUUUUUUCAUCAAUUAAUUAGGGUUUAUGUUUACAUUUUGGUUGAAAUAAGGAACGAUUCCUGGUUGAGGAUUUAAUACUUUUCAGUAAUGGGAAAAUAACGCAGCAUAAUAAUAACCUAAUACGCGGUCAGCCAAACCAUAUUCUCAUA
Molecule: messenger RNA, 1713 nt
Organism: Cuscuta europaea
Lineage: Eukaryota; Viridiplantae; Streptophyta; Magnoliopsida; Solanales; Convolvulaceae
Source: the annotation of a GenBank genome assembly